Messenger RNA from Alexandromys fortis (reed vole), 3554 nucleotides. It is a transcript of the gene Rgma, whose product is annotated as repulsive guidance molecule BMP co-receptor a. Lineage: Eukaryota; Metazoa; Chordata; Mammalia; Rodentia; Cricetidae. Gene Ontology annotation, molecular function: coreceptor activity. The transcript is spliced from 4 exons. Gene Ontology annotation, cellular component: plasma membrane. The record is from RefSeq and is a predicted model, not a curated record. The coding region runs from base 332 to 1675 and encodes 447 amino acids. Gene Ontology annotation, biological process: BMP signaling pathway.
GCGGUGGCGGCGACGGGCCGGGCGAGGGAGCAGGUUAGCCCGAGCCGCCCUACUCUGCAGUUGUCUCGGAAGCGCAGGCUGCGCCCUGAGCCCUGCGCCUGGGAAACACUGGCCGGCCAGCCGCUCCCGGGACCGGCUCCUCCAGGCGCUCGCAGGCAUGCAGCCCGGGAGCAGGCGGCGCGCCCCGGGCCGCUACUGAGUCCGCGGAGCUGCGGAGACCAGCUCCAGCCGGGCCCCUCCCACCUCGCCCAGGGACCCACGAGCGACCGCCCUACACCUAGUCUUCACGCGCAGCCCCGCCAGCGCCACCCCCCGCGGGCUGGAGGGGCUCAUGCAGCCGCCAAGGGAGAGGCUAGUGGUAACAGGCCGAGCUGGAUGGAUGGGUAUGGGGAGAGGGGCAGGACGUUCAGCCCUGGGAUUGUGGCCGACCCUCGCCGUCCUUCUCUGCAGCUUCCCGGCAGCCAUCACCCCCUGCAAGAUCCUCAAGUGCAACUCUGAGUUCUGGAGUGCCACGUCCGGCAGCCACGUCCCUGCGUCUGACGACGUGCCGGAGUUCUGUGCAGCCCUGCGCACCUACGCCCUGUGCACGCGGCGGACAGCCCGCACCUGCCGGGGUGACCUGGCUUACCACUCAGCUGUCCAUGGCAUAGAGGACCUCAUGAACCAGCACAACUGCUCCAAGGAUGGCCCCACCUCACAGCCACGCCUGCGCACGCUCCCGCCAGCCGGGGACAGCCAGGAGCGCUCGGAUAGCCCCGAGAUCUGCCACUACGAGAAGAGUUUUCACAAGCACUCAGCUGCCCCCAACUACACUCACUGCGGCCUCUUUGGGGACCCGCACCUCAGGACUUUCACAGACCACUUCCAGACGUGCAAGGUGCAAGGCGCCUGGCCGCUCAUCGACAAUAAUUACCUGAACGUGCAAGUCACCAACACGCCUGUGCUGCCUGGCUCUGCCGCCACCGCCACCAGCAAGCUCACUAUCAUCUUCAAGAACUUCCCAGAGUGUGUGGACCAGAAAGUGUACCAAGCUGAGAUGGAUGAGCUCCCAUCUGCCUUUGCGGACGGCUCCAAGAACGGUGGAGAUAAACACGGGGCCAACAGCCUGAAGAUCACUGAGAAGGUGUCAGGCCAGCACGUGGAGAUCCAGGCCAAGUACAUCGGCACCACCAUCGUGGUCCGCCAGGUGGGCCGCUACCUGACCUUUGCCGUCAGAAUGCCCGAGGAGGUGGUCAACGCCGUGGAGGACCGCGACAGCCAAGGCCUCUACCUCUGCCUGCGGGGCUGCCCGCUCAACCAGCAGAUUGACUUCCAGGCUUUCCGGGCCAACGCAGAAAGCCCUCGUAAGCCGGCGGCUGUCAGCCCCUCUCCUGUGGUCCCCGAGACAUUCCCGUAUGAGACCGCCGUGGCCAAGUGCAAGGAGAAGCUGCCUGUCGAAGACUUGUACUAUCAGGCCUGUGUCUUUGACCUCCUCACAACUGGUGAUGUGAACUUCACACUGGCUGCCUACUAUGCCUUGGAGGACGGCAAGAUGCUCCACUCCAACAAGGACAAGCUCCACCUGUUUGAAAGGACUCGGGAACUGCCAGGUGCUGUGGCCGCGGCAUUCCCCUUGGCCCCCCAGGGGCUCCUUGGCACCCUCACACUUCUGGCCCUGCUGCCCGUGUUAUGGUAGACAUUUGGCCGCCUUGGAUGCAGAGGGAGGUGCAGACGUUGCCAGGAGCCUUGGCCUCUCGCCCCCGGCUUCUCCUUUGUCUGAGGGCCCCGAGGAGUCAUCUUCGGGAUGCAGCCCAACAGGUGGGCUCUCUGCGACCCCAUGUUCUCUGCACCGUUCAGUAGCAGAGGUGGCCUCUAGCUGAUGACCUAUACCAGGCCAUCUUCAAAUGUUUUGGCCGGGGCUCAGGGCCUGGGACAGCUCUCUCUCCUUUCUCUCUCUCUCUCUUUCUUUUAGUGCACGUGACAAGGUUGUGGUGAUUGGUGCUGUGUUUUGUGACAGUAGAGUUGUGUGAGAGGGAGACCAACCCUCCACCCCGACCCCACCGUGUGAAUGUGCAAGCCAGAGCCCCCAUAAGCGGAAGAUCCCCACCCCCCACCCACCCCCACCCCGUUACCAGAGAGACACUGGGAAAGUCGGCUCCUUCCACACCCUCACAAUGCACUGAGACGGGCCCAGCUGACUGCUGCACACCCACCUACCCUGGGCCUCCUGGGCCCUCCCAUAUACGCGCACGCACACUGUUACACAAGCACACUCGCACACGCUAAGCCCACGGGUACACCCCCAGCCACCACAUCAGUGAGGUUGAAGCAUCUACACAGUUCUUUCCCAGGGCAGGGCCUCUGAGCAGUAUGACAGCCCCAGAGGGUCCUCGCUCGGCAUCUUUAACCAACAGAAGUAAGCUUGUGGUCUGUAGGCUCCUGGUCCCUUCCCACCCAAUGCUACAGAGAGACUGCCCCCGUGCAUCCGGCCACUGUGGGUGUGAGUUCAGGGUGCCACGCGCAGGCACCUGCCUGCAAAGCCCCGCGGUUGGAGGAAAGGUGUGUUUUGGCCUGAGGUCACAACAGUGCCACUCUUGGGCUCCAAUCCCAUUUCUGGCUCCACCCUCUGCCCCUCUCCCAUUGCACUUAAGAAAAGGAAGUGCUUGGUUCUGAAUGUUUCAGCAGAAAAGUGAUCCUCCAGUUCCCGCCCUCCCCUGCCCACCACCACCCACCCUGCUAGGUUUACAGCCCCUCAGCAGGGGCCCUGGGGCCUCAGGGCACGAGCAGCAGACACAGUAGAUAGGGCCAGCUGGCCUGCCCUGUCCUCUACUCUCUCACCUGCCUUCUAGACUCCCCUAACUGCUGGUCAGCAGCUCCACUCCCCACCCCAGCCCUCUUGCCUGGAGUCUUUGGUGGGAAGAGCAGCAGCUAAGAGGCCUUCCAACACCUGCACCCUGGCAGGGUCUCCUCCCGCUAGUCUCUGGUUUAAACUCUGGCCACACGGCCAGAGGCCUGCCAUCGGGAGCCUAGCUUUCCUUCUGCUCAAGGUGAGCACCCAUCCCCGGAGCCCAGAGCCAUUCCCAUCUCUGCUGCUGUUCCGGAGGCCCCCAUGGGACCAGCGUGGUGUAAGCGGCUGGCCCCAUGGGCCGCCCAGCCAGCGACCCUGCAGCCCACCCUAGCCCCCCCACUCAACAUUUGCAGCAGCCCUCCGCUGCUCUCCAGGGACCUCUUAUACACUGGCCAGGAGGCUGCAGAACCUGCCUCUCUCUCUCCCAGAGGUCCUGACCCCUGCCAAAAACCACAUGGGUAGCUGGGAGGGGCUCAGCCCAGCCCCUCCUCCCUGCUGGUUUUUUUUUUUUUUUUUUAAGCUAUCCCUAUGUUGGAAGUAAAAAAAAAAAAAUUGAAGCACUUUAUUUUGGUUGUGUUUGAUCACGUUCUGCUUGGAAGUGGGAACCCCUCACUGUGUCCACAUGUCUGCGACCUGUGUGGAGUGUCACUGCGUGUACAUACUGUAAAUUAUUUAUUAAUGGCUAAAUGCAAGUAAAGUUUGUUUUGUUGUUUCCUUUUUGAUGAGA